AUGGCCUCAGAGAAACCGACUGGACAUCAGGGCUCUUUAGAAGAAGACUUUGGGCCCCAUCUUCCCUCUUUCAGGCUCGUAUCACAGAAUCAUGGGUGUGAUGGACGCGGGAUCCCAAGCCUUUCCGUCGACUCUGGAACAUACUCAGUGGAGCCCUGCCAUCUGCUUGAGAGCAGUGAAGAUUUCACAUCAGAAAACAGGACUCUGUGUGAUUGUGCUGAUACCAAUGGCUUUUCAGAGGAAGAACUCUUGAAUAUAACGUUUGAAGCAUGUGACACUACCGGCAAAGGAGAGGUUCGUGCCUCCACUGUGGUGCAGUAUCUUCAGUCCAUGACGCUCCAAAGCUCCGGCCAGGACAAGCUGACCAAUUUACAACAUAUGCUGGACCCAGAGAACCAGGAUCCACCUGUUAGUAGAGAUACGUUUCACACCACCAUGAGAGAGUGGAUCGCUCAGUGCUGCCAAGAAGGGUGAGAGAUACAGACAAAAACACAAUGUCAGGGUAUGUAUAUGACGUGAUGUGACUAAUUUUAAGUUGAGACAUUAUAAAGUGUGAUUUAUGC
Molecule: messenger RNA, 563 nt
Organism: Cyprinus carpio (common carp)
Lineage: Eukaryota; Metazoa; Chordata; Actinopteri; Cypriniformes; Cyprinidae
Product: inositol 1,4,5-triphosphate receptor associated 2-like
Exons: 3
Coding region: 1-474 (157 amino acids)
Biological process (GO): spindle localization; telomere localization; spindle assembly
Cellular component (GO): nuclear outer membrane; meiotic nuclear membrane microtubule tethering complex; lateral element
Molecular function (GO): dynein complex binding
Source: RefSeq, a predicted model, not a curated record